This is a messenger RNA of Aspergillus aculeatus ATCC 16872, 2500 nucleotides long. RefSeq lists its product as uncharacterized. The transcript is spliced from 2 exons. The annotation marks the transcript as partial. NCBI's taxonomy places the organism in Eukaryota, Fungi, Ascomycota, Eurotiomycetes, Eurotiales, Aspergillaceae. The record is from RefSeq and is a predicted model, not a curated record.
CCGCUUCCUUCCAAUUCUCCGCGGUGACUGCCACCCCCGGCCUCACUUGUCGCACGUUCUAGGGGAUUGCAGGCUUUGAAAAACUCUCUUUUUGCCAGGGACUAUGAAGAUGACUUUUGGUUCUUGGUUACGAAAGCGUCCUAGGUUGCUUUGGGACUUCUCCGCUUCGAACUCCCCUGGCUAGUAACACCUCCUGGUCUUCCACUCUUGGUGAAUUCACUAAUCUGUGUUAAUUAUUCGUGCCUUCCUCCUUCAACCUCUCUACCUGACCUUAACACUACGCCUUGACUUUCAUCACCACUUUUUCCUACCUUACCAACCUUCCAUUACCAGCUACUAUUCCGCCUCUCACUACACAACUCCGUCAACACAAGCAAGCGCAACGUACUCACGAUGACGACGUCUGCCUCCUCUACUCCAAGAGCCAAACGCGUCGAAUUCGCCGAACCUCUCACCUCCUCUCCCCACCGAUCCUACACCAACGCGACCACCAGCAAUAAUGUGACCGAAACGACCCCCCACACUGACGCGAAGGACAGUGCAAUAGUCAAGGACAUGGCCUAUUGUGCGUCUGGCCUUCUCUACGCUCUUCACGAAAAGACCGUGGAUGAAAUCCUUUCCGAUGAAGCCAGCCAACAUUCCUCGCGGUUCGACGACUACAGUCAAAUUCCCGAUCACAAUCAUACCCCGGGCUACAGUCGUAGCCCCGACUGGUCGCAUGGGACGCAGCGACAGUCGCCGACAACGCGGCAGCUUAGCUCACGAAACUGGGCGCUGGGCAAGCGAAUCAUACCUUAUCACGGGCCAGACUCUGAUUCGGGAGAUGACUACACGUCCGAGUCAGGAUCUGCGGUGAGCUCUGAACUUGGGUUCGAGUCUGUAGCACAAUCUCGACCUGAAUCGAAAUCUAAAUCAAGUGCGGAGCCCGCCAUGUUGCCCCCUGAUAGUCCCGAGCAGCACUACCUGCACGCCGAUAUUGAAUCCAUAGACCUCCUCAAGUCACCUUCACCGUCACUUUCACCGGAGCCCGGAUCCUACUCUACUGCGCGCGAGCACAUGGGGAGCCAAGAUGCGUAUGACGAUACUAGCGAGUUCGAAUUCGACUCUGAGUGGGAGGAAGAUUACGACCAGUUUCCAUCCGUGAGCCGGCCGCAGGUGAGAGAGCUUGGUUUCGCACUGUGUACGAGCGACUUCAUGCGCAAAGGCAUUUAUCCAGUGAAGAGAUCGGAGAAACGCGCAUUCGUCGAUUAUGCCUCGCAGAAGGCGGUGGAAAUCGGGAUGACGGAGGAUGAAUUUGAACGGAUGAUGAGGGCUUUAAGAGGGGUCUACCUGCUUCAGUGGGGUGAGAACAAGGGUAAUGACUCAAAGGUGGACCCGGAAUCAGGAUCCAAGCCAGACUCUGAUCGUGGACCAGAGAGGGGUUUGGUCAGCCCAAAGGACCCAUCAGCUGUGACGAGCGAGAACCAGCAAGCGGCAUCGGGACGUAAGUCCGUUGAGUCACUCCCAGAUGCCAAUCUCGCAGAUGACCAGGGAGAGGACGUGAUUGCUGGGACCAAACAGGACGAAUCUAUACCAAAAGACAUGGAAGCGUCAGUGUCUGAAUCACUUCAGAGGUUGGACUUUGCGUCAGCAGAUGAGUCAGGGAAAGGCUCUGCGACGUCGCUUGAUAAAGCAGGCCCCGCAUCGCCCAAUGGGAAGAUUAUGGCAACACCAAUUGAUGUUGACCUAGCAAUAGCAUCCCCGACCACAAGCAAGUCUCACAAAGUGGGCACCGAACAGAUCGACCAGAAAGGACCGCCGAGCGGUAAGGGCCUUGAAGAAAAAUCAACAAAGAAGUUGAAGAUGUCUGUCGAUGACUCAUCUAAUGGUGGAAAGAAACGGAAGCAAGGCGAGAGCCCUCUGCUUUCCGAGGACCAGCCAGGCAAUGCAAGUCAUUUCGAGAAGUCUAAGAGAAGGAAGAAGACACGCUCCUCGUCUGAAGGUCAUACCUCUUCGGAUCGAGCUUCAACGUCAUCCGUGCAGCUGAACAGAGGUGUGCAACCUCAGAAGAAGCAGUCGGAGAAGGCGGCAAAGGAGAAGGCAACGAGCUCAGGAAAGACAAAAUCUCUGCAGAGCAAGCAGGCCUACAAACUUGCAGAUGAUGGCAUCGAAUGUGUCGGACAGUUGACCGCCGAGCCAAAGCAAAAUCCCAGAAUGGCUGAUGCGACCGAACAGCUCAGGCAAACCAUCAUUUCUGCCAACUCGAUGCAAUCGAAGAAGGCCAGCGAGAGUGUCAUACCCCAGAAGUCUACAACUCAGCAGGCCAUUCAGAUUGCCAGAUCCUCGAACUCGAACCAGUCCAGCGGCACCCACAGGGCCGGAGGUUCAAAAGUCACUGCACGACCUGCGCAAGCAAGGGACUCUGAGAAAAGCGGCAACACUAAGAAGGUGGGCUCAGCAAAGGGACAUUCGAACAACCAUGAUAUCGCCGAGCUUAUCGAUUUGACGAGGCCCGAGCAAG